AAAUCCUGAACGACGCUAUAUUUGACGAAGACCAUGACGAGAUUGUGUUGGUGAAAGACAUCGAGAUGUUUUCUCUAUGCGAGCAUCACCUGGUACCCUUCAUGGGCAAGGUGCACAUAGGUUAUCUCCCCAACAAUAAGAUUCUUGGUCUCAGCAAGCUGGCCAGAAUUGUGGAGGUUUACAGUCGCAGGUUACAAGUUCAAGAACGGCUCACCAAACAGAUAGCUGUGGCCAUCACAGAGGCAGUACAGCCUGCAGGCGUUGGAGUCGUUGUGGAGGCUUGUCAUAUGUGCAUGGUGAUGCGAGGAGUGCAGAAACUGAACAGCAAAACCAUCACUAGCACCAUGCUAGGAGUCUUCCGCGAUGACCCGAAGACAAGGGAAGAAUUCUUAGCUCUGGCGCUAGCAAAGUGAGACAGUCAACGUGUGAGCAGCACUUAAUGUGUCAUAUGGUUGUGGUUUGUGGUGAAUGAGUGAAAAAUGUAUAAGAGGUCAUACUUUUUGCAGGCUUUGUGGUGUCUGUUGUACCUGAAAUUAUUCUUCUUUGUAAACAGAAUGAUAUUUUUCUUGUAACCAGGGCUAGUCAUAUUUGGUCAUUUUGUUAUUCUAGGUAAUUGAUGCUGGGUGAGGGUUUCUGUAAUAAAAAUUCUGUAGUCCUGUGAAACUUCUGUCUUUAAUGAAAUGUCAAUUUUAAGUGCAAAGGAAGUUCAUGUUUACUCUUCUUCGUUCUUUUUUUUAAGAUUGAGUGACAAGUUUUGGCCUGAUUCUUGUGUUUGAGAAUGUGAAGUUGUUUUUGAAUACCAUUGGCUGGACCUGCGAACUGGUGAAUGAUUUGAUAUAUCGACAGUGAUCUCCACAACGACAUCACUAAUAAUUGCAUUCAAUCUUUUAAAGUAAAAAAUAUAAUAUAUGCUGCUUUAAAAUAAAGAUUAUCCAAAUAUAUACGGCCGUAAAAUCUGUAAAGUCUCAUGUAUACAGCAUAUAAAAAUAUACAAGUUGUCCAAAUAAUAACAGAUUUAAAAUCAGUAGUCUCACAUAUACAGCAUACCAAGAACAACUUUUGAUAUUCUUUGUAUCAAGUUUCUUCAUCUUUUCCUCAACACUUUGGAUGGUGAGCAGAGCGAAGGCACUAUGUUAAAUAUACAAAAUCAGAUCAAUGUUACAUGUGCCCAAAAUUUCUGUUCUACCCUGUCAAAAAAUGAUGUCACAGUUCAUGCAAAACACAACAUAUUUUUUAAAGAUUACUUUUAAGCUUAGGCUUCUAUAAAUCAUAGCUUUUUUGAGACAUGAGCAUAAGACAGGGUUACUACAGAAUGAAAUUUAAAUUUUCCAUAUAUUAAAGGGACAAAUUGUAUAGACUGUCAAAUAUUAUGCUUGGAUUCUUUGAUCUCACCUUUAUGCUCUUACUGCGUGGAUUAUCCUUCUAUGUGACAGCAGGUAUGCAAUUUCAUGUUGCUCAACAGCUGAAUAUGGCAUAUGUAAACUGAACAAUGCUGCAGAGGUGUCAACAUGAAGGCCUAAGGUAUUUCCUUUUUGGUAAAGGAUAUCAGCCAUACAGGCUUGGCUUACACUUACAGAUGUCAAUGGUCCUUUCUGGUUACUGACAGUUGCCUCUCCAGCUUUUGUCAUUCACUGCACUUUAAUGAAAUAGCAAUGCCUGAUCUAAAAACUACCUGUACUUGUUUGUGUUAGACACAAAAUUUUGGCUACCAUAUUCUUUUUCAAACUAUCCAUACCACCAUUUCACAUAUUAUGACAGUUUUGUAGUUGAUGAUGGAUCUAGUUUAAUUUUUUUUUAAACUCCUUUACUUUAGUGAAUGUUUAUGUCAUGAGUAGGCCUUCCCACUGACAGAUAUGCCUAUCAUUUAGUGUUCUUACACGUAAACUAACUUGAUAGAUCAAGUUCUAACAUUAGUAAAGUUGUGCCUUAAGAUGCUUGACAGUCUGUGUGAACAGAACUUACAGGCCUUUUAAAAAUUCAAGCCUGGAUAGAGAUGCAUUUAAUAUAUCAAGAGAUAGAAAAAUGAUUGUGAUAAGUAUUUUUUAAUGAGAGAGCAAGAACUUUUAUAAAACGUCGAGCAGUAGACAAGCCGUUUAUUUCUAUCUGCUAUAAUAUGGAUGAGAUGGGGGAGUGUGUUUGUGGACUGUUCUGCUCUUGAGGGGAACUGGAAGUCUAAAAAUCCACUUUUACUGUCAUGACAUCAUUGGUUCCUCCCUGGAAUUGGGAAGACCAGUCAGGAUUCAUUGCCUCCCUACUUCUUCACCAGCAGCUGUGUACUUGUCUUGCUUCUGUAGAAAUUGAUAGGGUCAUGCACUGCCAGACCACAUGGAAAGAGAAGGUUGUGACUGCCAGGGUCUCGUUGUGCUCCUGUGCGCAGCUGUCCUCAUGCCUGGAACUUGUUUCCGUAGCACCAGCUGAUUUUUGUUCCUACUUGUUGAGGAAGGUCAGAGAGUCAUAACUGAAAAAAAAAAGAAGAAAGGGACGUAAGACAAGUGUGUCAGAAGCACAUUUUUCUGACAACUCACUACAGCAGAUGGAAUUUCAUAAGUAAAUAAGGAUAAUGGUAUCUGCUUCUCGCCAAUCGGUUCUGCGUCAUCCUGCGCCUUGUAGAAUCAUGACCUACCGGUUGUUAUUUUUCUUUUUUCAUCAUAACUUGGAUGGGCCAAUUUUUCUGCUAUGGUAUUAUUCUGGAGCCUUAUCAAUAUGAGCAGGAAAGACAUUGGUUUGACUGCUUAUGUAAGACUCUGCAAUUCGCCAUUUUGAAAAGUGACGUGUGACCCUGAGCAGUCAGGGUUGUUUUUUUUCACUGGGAGAAGCUUGAUGCCCGUUCCUUUGCUUCCCAGAUAAAUGUAGUUACGGGACAUUGUUCUUGUUGAAAUUGUUAAUCCCUUUAAUACUCCUAGUUAGUAGAUCCGGUUCAUGAAUUUGGCUUUCACCUUUGCUUUAUCGUCAGACUUAUGGUUAGUCUCAUGCGUGUCUGUCUAAAUGUUGUCAGCACUUUAACUUUAACAAGCUCCUAAUUUUAGUUUGUUCUGUAACUUCCUUCUCAAAUGUGAUGUUGGUCACGGAUUGUACGAGUCUGUUCUGGACAUCACUGACAUCAUUAAAGGUAUGAUCAUGCACUUGCACACAACAGGAACAAGCAUUUAUUACUUGUAUGAGCAUAGAUGCUUGAACAAAUAACUAUUAGAAAGGGCAGGGGUUAGAAUUUAUUGUGAAUUGUUCUUUUCAUCACAUCUUUCCUGUUCCACAUACCUACAGACCCAAUGUGCAUAAAAAAGACAUUUUUAUAAAUGAAAUAUAUACGAGUGAGUUACUAAUAUCAUGUAUUUUUUCAGUAAAUAGAGGAUUAAUUUUAUUCUUUAAAAACCACACCCAGAAUAGUUGUAGAAAAAAACGAUGGGCGGGGGGUUGUUCUUAGGGGGAGGUUUGUAUUGUUGUUUUUUUCUGCAAGAUAUCUUGGCAUCCUCAGGAAAUGAUUGGUAUCCUUUAUGUUGUACUGGAUGAAGUUGGAUGGAAAAGUGAACUAGAAGCUUUUCGCUAAUGGUGUCCAUUAACUCAAAAUAUUUUCUUUUUCUUUACCUGGUAACAAGAUGAGAAUCAUCUUUCCUAAGCAGUAAACUGUGCACAUAAUAUGGGAGAAAGUGCUUAUGAGUAUCGUAUCUUAUUGUUUUGAGACAAAUUUAUCUCUGAGAAAGGUGAUAAGAGAGAAAGGUGAUAUUUCGGAGGUGUUGCACCUUCUUUCACAGUGUAAAGAAGAAAGGGAGACUGAGGGAAAGAUAGUCAUGACAAUUCACCAAAGGGAAUGUGAUGCAUCUCCUGAGAUUUGGUGCUCAAGUGUCACUCUGCUGUAGAAGUGGUUUUCCAUCCUGCCAUUGUGCUACCACCAAACUUUUUGGAGGGCGAUAAGGGGAGGAAGUAUGUUUUAUAGUUUUUGCCACCUAAGCUCUAUUAUGAUCUGUAAAUCGUAAUACAUAUCAUUCAAUGUGAUAUUUUUGCAAUUUCAAAAUGUGUACUUAGGCUGGAUUUUGAAUUUAUGGUGAUCCCUGUUUAAUGCAAUCUGCCAAAAUUUGAAUUAGCUAUCAAAUGCCAACUGUCUGAAACUCACAGGCAUGAAUUUUAUUUUCCUAUCUUCUAUUUUUUUUUCAAAAUUUUUUUUUAAGAAGACUACUUUAUAAUAUCUGUGGAUAUAUAUUUUUUUUUACCCGUUACUGUUUUCCUUCAUUUGGUGUCUGAGAGGACAGAAUCUUGUUUUUUGUACAGACUUUUUUUCAUGCAUAAAGAGAAAGCUCUCCUCCAGUAGAUAUAAAGAUGACUAGUUUAAUGCAAUAACAAUGUA
Messenger RNA from Aplysia californica (California sea hare), 4339 nucleotides. Its product is annotated as GTP cyclohydrolase 1. The record is from RefSeq and is a predicted model, not a curated record. Gene Ontology annotation, molecular function: zinc ion binding; GTP cyclohydrolase I activity; GTP binding. Gene Ontology annotation, cellular component: cytoplasm. Gene Ontology annotation, biological process: tetrahydrofolate biosynthetic process; tetrahydrobiopterin biosynthetic process. NCBI's taxonomy places the organism in Eukaryota, Metazoa, Mollusca, Gastropoda, Aplysiida, Aplysiidae.